This is a messenger RNA of Diatraea saccharalis (sugarcane borer), 2137 nucleotides long. The record is from the annotation of a GenBank genome assembly. NCBI's taxonomy places the organism in Eukaryota, Metazoa, Arthropoda, Insecta, Lepidoptera, Crambidae.
AUGCAAGCCGAUUUGUGCCGCUGUUGUCUCUCAGAAGGCGCUCAUAAAGAUUUAAAUUCUGGCUACGUAUGGUUUAAUAAAAAAGAAAUUUAUUCAGAUAUGCUAAAAGAUUGUUUCAACAUAAUAGUAAAUGAGAAACCAAUUAAGAUCAAAUUGGAGCCUUUAGUUGAAAGUGGUGAUGAUUCUGACGAUUACUUUUUAGCUGAUGCAGUAAAAGAUGCGUCAACAGAGGACAUAAAACAAGAAACAGAAGAAUGUAUUAUAGAGAAGAGAACUAAGAAGAAUGUUAAUAGACACAGUAGCGCUUCUGGGAAAUGGCGGAAUGAUAAAAUUAAGAGUUUAGUAACGAAACUUGCAAGCAUUAGUGAGUUAAACUACUUUACUAUUAUUGGACGGAUGUAUUGUACAGUCAAGAUUACGUUUGCGUAUUACAAAAAUGUCAAAUUCUCCAAAAGGCAUGACUUAUUUUUGUUUGUCUCACUAGAUUACUGCAGAACAUUGAACUCGUAUUUUUUGCAUAAUCAAUAAAUUACAGCGAUACGUUGCGUUGAAAUGUCGCGUGACGUCACACCUUUGUACAUUUUCUACUUAAUUGUAACGUAGCGAGCCCCCACAUCUAAUAUGUUUUUGUUAUCUAACUGACAGACUAAAUGGAAUAUCUAUUUUUUUAUCUAGGCAUAGUCCUUAUUAAGUUUACACUUCAAUAUAUUGGCAGAACUUUUUAAGUAACUUGGCGCCCUAGGCAAACCACUGUAGCUUUGCGCUCCGGCAAAUAUGAUAAGUCUACAAUCAUGACAAUUGUUAAUAUUUAAAGUUAAUUUCUCUUUUUCAGAUUCCCUCGACAUCAAAGAGAUACAGUUACCAAAGAAGAGAAAGAAAACUGAAACGAGACAGAAAAUCGCAGUUCCAAAAGAUAAAGUCAACUUGAUAUGGACAUCCCGCACUAUCAACGACAAAAUAAAACAUAAAGAAAACCUUCAGACCAUACUCAAAUACUCUAAUGCUACACCUUUCAAGAACAAAUCACUGUUAGGCUUCAUAUGCGGUUACUGUGAUGCCACUUACCAAGACCCAGCUGAUUUGCGCACUCACACCGAGACGGAUCACGCUAAAAUACGUCUCCAAUUCAAAUCAAACUUUGAUAUGGCCGAAUACAGUGUUAAAUUAGAUGUACAAGAUUUGUUAUGCACAUUGUGUGAUACGAAAAUGGAAAAUUUAACUAUACUGAAUGAUCACUUAGUUAAAUCACACGCUAAAACAGUUCAUAGAGAUAUAAAAGAUCACAUAUUGCAGUUUAAGCUUAAAAAAGGUGAUAUUUACGAUUGUGCCCUCUGUACCUGCAAAUAUGAGACGUUUAAGAUGUUGAAACAGCAUAUGAAUAUACAUUACAGCAAUUAUACUUGCAACAAAUGUGAAUCUUCGUUCGCUACCAAACGUUCUUUGAACGCUCACAUCACAACUCACCAGGAGGGUAGUUUCAAAUGCGAUUAUUGCGACAAAAUUUUCCCAAGUAAACCUAAGAAGCAUUACCAUGAGAAAAUGAAACAUUUAGGUGCAAGGAAUAUUGGUAACUGUCCGUAUUGCAACGUAUCCUUCCGGAGUUAUUACCAGCGUAAUCAACAUUUAGUGAAAGUGCAUAAUUCUGAGGCUCAAUACAAGUGCAAUGUGUGUAAUAAGGCUUAUAUAUUGAAGUCUCUGCUUAUGUAUCAUAUAAAGAAGAAUCAUUUGAUGGAGAGGAAUUGUCAGUGUACCGAGUGCGGUUUUAGGUUUUUCAGCAAGAAAGCGCUUAAAGCUCAUAUGGUUAAACAUACGGGGGAAAGGAAUUUCUCGUGCGAAGUUUGCCACAAAUCGUACGCUAGGAAAUAUACUUUAAGAGAACACAUGAGGAUACAUAAUAACGAUAGGAGGUUCAAAUGCGAAGUUUGCGCUAUGUCUUUUGUACAGAAGUGUAGUUUGAAAAGUCAUUUGCUAUCCAAUCAUGGUAUAAGUAUGGCGGCGAGUGACAUCACGACGUCAUAGUGCCGGAAUAUUUAAGCUUAUCACUGACAUUGAAUCGAUCGUGAAUGAAACGGAAAGUGUUAAAGAAGAACCGGACUCGCGCACCGAAGCUUUUGAUAUUUUCAGCUCGAUACCUCCA